CCGCCCUACAUACGGGUACUUCAUGAACAUAUUAGAUUUUGUGUGUGAUCGAAGCCCUGACCGUCAUAUUGUUGUAUUCUCCAAAGUUACAAUCUGGGAUCUAACAACGAGAUAAAAUGUGGAUUUAAGAAAGCAGAGAGGCAUGCCAGUCCUCUGGGAUACGCCUGGUGGGAUGGCCGGGCCUUUAAACCAACGGGAUAGACGAAAAUGUCAACAAGAUAACCUCUUUUUGUAGAGAAAAGAUGGACUAACAUUACCAAUGAAACUAGGAACAGAAACUUAUAAUUACUUUGAUCGUAUGAUGGAAUUGUAUAUUGAGACGUUGACGGGGGCUGCCUUUGAGCUCCGAGUAUCACCUUUCGAGACAAUUAUGUCCGUAAAGGCAAAGAUACAGAGGCUAGAAGGCAUCCCGAUAUCCCAGCAGCACUUGAUUUGGCAAUCUGUGGAGCUAGAGGAUGAUUACUGCCUUCAUGACUACAGUAUUCACGAUGGUGCAACAUUGAAACUGGUCCUAGCAAUGAGAGGGGGGCCUAUCAAUACUCGAAGGGUUCCAAUGGAGGAUCCUGCUCUCAGGGAAAUGGCAGAAUACAUGGAGGCAAAUCGUGAAGAGAUCUGGGAGAAGCUCCCUGGCAACAAACAAGUGACCUUGCUAGUCUUCCGCGAAGGUGACCAACUCAAUUUCUUCAGGGUGGUGGACAGAGGGGACGGGACCCUGACUCCUCUGUCAGAAUCAUUGAGUGGUGGGUCUGUGUGUAAUGUCUAUGAGGAGGAGGAGGAGGUGGAAGAGGCGCCCUCACAGGAGAAACUGGAGGAAAAUGAAGCCACCAAGGAGAAGAUGCAGGUGCUCAGAUCUAAGAUGGAGAACAUGAGCCUUACAAAAAAGCCUAAGAAAAAACUGGUUCCGAGGCCUCCUUCUUCUGGGCGCCCAGGAAGUCGCAGCAAGGUACGCCGCCUGACAAGUGCUGGGAGAAGCAGCAGCAAGGGACAGAUCAUCAACAACUCCUUCAACUUGAACUCUUCUCUUAAUAAAAAUAUGUGCCUCCCUCCUGUUGGGUACUCUGUCCCAGGGGAAGACUUAGGUUUUUUACCUGCCACCCUGGGGCCGGAGUUAAGCAUGACAAUGAGAGAGGCAAGCACCUCCUCCUUGAGUGGUAGUGAACCUAUGUCAGCCAACAGGCUCCAUAGGUUAGACAGUGUAGAAAGUAGUGCCAAAUUAAAGCGCUCCUUGUCCAGUGUAAAGGAGGACCUGAGCAUAUCGCGCCCAGGAUCUGGGAACGGGAGGCACCAGAAAGUGGUGCAACGGAAGCCACAUUACGCCAUAGACACUUUGGAUAGUGAACAGGCAGGGAGCGCUGCUGCUGCUGGGUCAGCAGCUGUGUCCUCUGUGGCUUCAACAUCAACGCAUGUGCAGGAUUACACCAGUUUUGAUGCUGCUCUAAAGGAUUGGUGCUGCCAGACCUAUUACUUCUUCCAGGAAGAAAGAAAUCACGCUGGACAGCCUGAAGGAAUCUUACGAACUCCUGGUCCUGCCAAACACAGGGAGAGGACUUGGAGCAAAGACUUUUCAAGUCAUGACCUUUUUGAUAGCUUGGGACGACCUACCACAUCUUCUCGCAGUAAGGAGAAAUUUACUCUGGACAAUUUUAAGGAAAGCUUAGGCCGCCCUACCACUACCUCCAGGCACCCUAGCCAUGAGAGGAAAAAGGAGUUUACUUUAGAGAGCUUAAGCAGCUCUGAGGCAAGAGCAAUGUCAGGGUUACUGCGCCAGGCUUCACUUGAAAGGCUGGGCUCCUCACGGAUCAGUAACUUUGUCCACAGCCCCACCAAACCUCGCACAUCAGCCUAUGGCAAAGAGGGCAGAGUUCUCACUCCAGAAGGGGGAAGAUUAGUGUCUGCUCGCCUUCAGCAAAAGUACUCUGCCAACGGAGAGCGUCUGUCCCCCACCACCAGGCUCCCUCCAGUGAAGUCCAAGAAAAAAGUCAGCAAAAGAUGCUUCAUGUGUGCCAAGAAAACUGGCCUAGCAACCAGCUAUCCAUGCAGGUGUGGCAACAACUUUUGUUCUAUUCAUCGCUAUGCGGAGGCCCAUGACUGCACCUUUGACUACAAGACAGAGGGGCGAAAGUUGCUGGAGCAAAGCAACCCAGUUGUUAGUGCUCCAAAGUUACCCAAAAUUUAAAGUCUACUCCAUGCUAAGCUUCAUUGCUUUAGCCAGUAGAUGUAGAUACAGUUUUUAGCCAAACACUGCUUAUUUAUGCUAAAUGAAUGUCACAGAGAUAACCAGAGUGCUUAUUUUUCUUUUUCUACUAAUAUCAAGUUGAAUGGUUGUGAAUUGAUAUAAAUCGAGCUCUAAUGCAGCUACUGCACUGUUGGGCACUGACAAAACCUCUUUCCCCAUGAUAUAGCUGGUUCUAUUACAAGGAAAGACCAGAAAGCCAUGGCCUUCUUUACAGUUUAAAGUAUGUGACACAACUUAGAUUUACUGUAGCUGGUGCUAAAUGACUAUUAAUGGGCCUGACAAAGCUAGAUGCUUGGUUAACAAAUAUGUAAUAUUUUAGCACGUGUGAUAAUUGCUUAAAGCUGAAUAGACCCUUUAGUUGUGCUAAGCAUAAUAAAGGAGAUAUAUUCUUUUCUUUUUGGGUAAUUUAUGAGAGUAUUAAGAAUUGGACUUUGAUUCAGUAAUGUUUGCUUCUCAUGAGGGAUGUCGUUUCACCUGAAGUGAGAUGAAUGAAGUGUGCAAUAUAAUAAAGAGUAUUGGACUGAUGUUAUUUUUUUGCUGUCCAGAAAAUGGGGCGGUGUUAUCAUUUCUAGCAGGAAACUUAAACCUACGUUUAUAUCUGUAGUUGGGUUCCUAGUUGAGAAGAAGGCACGAAGCUUUCCUAUAACCAUGGUUAUCAUUUUGUUAUAGUAUAUAGAUAUAUUUUGUACAUAUUUCUGUUGAUAUCUUUUGGCUAUAAAUGUCACACACAAACAUGUUGCAAUUGUACAGCAGCACCCAUGUAAGAAUGUUUUACAUUGAGACCGUACAACAAUUUCAAUAAAUCUCUCAACCUUGAUGUAACUGACACUUUGAAUUUUAAAAUAUCUGAAAGUUGGUUAAGCCACAUUCAAACCAUUU
Messenger RNA from Lingula anatina, 3115 nucleotides. RefSeq names its product AN1-type zinc finger protein 4-like. Lineage: Eukaryota; Metazoa; Brachiopoda; Lingulata; Lingulida; Lingulidae. The record is from RefSeq and is a predicted model, not a curated record. Gene Ontology annotation, molecular function: zinc ion binding; protein binding.